CUAGCUGGCUUGCCUUUUGCAAUUCUCAAUUCAAGACGUAUCCCCUUCCAGAGAGGAGUUUUCUGUAGUGAUGAAUCCAUCCGGUAUCCAUACAAAGAGGACACCAUUUCUUAUAAGUUGUUAGCAGCAAUAAUUAUUCCUUUCAGUAUAAUUGUUAUCAUCCUAGGAGAGACUCUCUCUGUCUUUUAUAAUAAUUUGCACUCAAAUUCAUUUGUCAGAAAUAACUACAUAGCCACUAUUUACAAAGCCAUUGGGACCUUCAUUUUUGGAGCAGCUGCUAGCCAGUCGUUGACAGACAUUGCCAAGUACUCCAUAGGUAGACUGCGUCCUCACUUCCUCGCUGUGUGCCAGCCUGACUGGACACGAAUCAACUGCAGUCUAGGUUACAUUGAGAACUUCUCUUGUCAAGGAGACAAAGCAAAAAUCAAUGAGGGAAGACUAUCAUUUUAUUCUGGCCAUUCUUCGUUCUCCAUGUACUGCAUGCUUUUCCUAGCACUUUACCUUCAGGCCAGAAUGAAAGGAGACUGGGCAAGACUUGUACGUCCUACUCUACAAUUUGGUCUUAUUGCUGCAUCUAUCUAUGUGGGUCUCUCGCGUGUUUCUGAUUACAAGCAUCAUUGGAGUGACGUUUUAACAGGACUCAUUCAGGGAGCAGUGGUAGCUGUGCUCAUUGUUGCGUACGUGUCUGACUUCUUCAAAGUGAGAGGAUGUACAUUUCAACCAAAAGAAGAUUCCCACACAACCCAAUAUUCCCACACAACCCGACACGAGACUCCAACAAAUGGGAAUCACUUUGGCAGCAAUCAUCAACCAUGAAGAAUGACCCACCUCACCUGUCUUGCGCUCUGAAAGGAAAACAAUUUCACAAGUCUAACUAUGUAAUAUAAGUAAACGCCUUUAAGGGACUGUUGCUGCUCUUGGAUGCUCACUUUACCUGUAUAUAGUAACAUCUACCACAGUUAUUGUAUAUCUAAACUUUAAAUUUCUGUUGGUUCAAGCUCUUCCUUAAAAGAAAAAAGCUGUUCAAAUUGUCAAUUUUUAUUGAAAACACAGUAACAGUUAUAUUACACAGACUGCUGUUUGUACAUGCCUUGUUGAAACAACUGUGGUUUAAAUACACACCAUUAAAAGAAAU
Nipponia nippon (crested ibis) is the source of this 1135-nucleotide messenger RNA. The record is from RefSeq and is a predicted model, not a curated record. NCBI's taxonomy places the organism in Eukaryota, Metazoa, Chordata, Aves, Pelecaniformes, Threskiornithidae.